UCUGCAGCGCGCACCCCGCCUCGGCGUCGCCGGGAGCCGCACUGGGCAUGCUCGGCUCUUGCCGGCUCCGGCGCCCGUAGGUGGAAAGCUCCGACUCCCGGCGGCGGGGCUUGCAGCCCGCAUCCAGAAGCAGCGCGGGCGGAGGAGGUCGGUACGCGCUGGGUGCUGCAGACCUAUCCGGGUGGCCAUGGCGAGCGGCGCACGGCGACCACCGGGGUGGCGCAGCGGUGUCAGAUUCUUGAUCAAGUACUUACUCCAUGGAUCCAGGACAGGUUCGUCCCAUGGCCUGCUCUGAACAGUGUCCUGUCUAAGAGAAGAGUCCAUCAGCGAACCAUCUCUUGCCUUACAGAGCAAGCCAAGAAGAUGGAGCUACUGAAGAACCAUCCGACUGUGUGCUUACCACCUUCUGUGCCCUUUUUAAUCCUAGUCUCCACUCUAGCGACUGCUAAGAGGAUCACCAACAGCACUUUGAAUGGCACGGACGUGGUCUUGGGCUCUGUGCCUGUAAUCGUUGCCAAAACUGACCACAUCAUAGUCAAGGAGGGGAGCAGUGCCUUGAUUAACUGCAGUGUUCAUGGCGUCCCCGACCUAGGAUUUAAGUGGUAUAAUUCUGUUGGCAAGCUAUUGAGAGAAGGUGACGAUGACAAGGAGAGAGGAGGAGGCAAAAUACAUGGAAAUUACGAAGUAUAUUCUGUGCAGGGGAAAUGGCAAAUGCUGGAUGGCGGCCUGCUGAACAUCACCAAGGUGUCUUUCUCAGACAGAGGACGGUACACGUGUGUAGCGUCUAACAUCUACGGCACCGUCAACAACACGGUGACCCUGAGAGUCAUCUUUACCUCCGGAGACAUGGGCGUGUACUACAUGGUGGUGUGCCUCGUGGCCUUCACCAUCGUCAUGAUCCUCAACAUCACCCGCCUGUGUAUGAUGAGCAGUCACCUGAAGAAGACUGAGAAAGCCAUCAAUGAGUUCUUUAGGACAGAAGGCGCCGAGAAGCUGCAGAAGGCGUUUGAGAUUGCCAAGCGCAUCCCCAUUAUCACCUCAGCCAAAACUCUAGAGCUUGCCAAAGUGACCCAGUUCAAAACCAUGGAAUUUGCCCGGUACAUCGAAGAGCUUGCCAGAAGCGUGCCCUUGCCUCCCCUCAUCAUGAACUGCAGGACGAUCAUGGAGGAGAUCAUGGAAGUGGUCGGGCUAGAGGAGCAGGGGCAGAAUUUUGUGAGGCAUACCCCGGAAGGCCAGGAAGCCACAGACAGGGAUGAGGUAUACACAAUCCCCAACUCCCUGAAGCGAAGCGACUCCCCCACCGCCGACUCGGAUGCUUCGUCGCUGCCUGAACAGCCACCUCAGCAGAUUGCCAUCAAGGUUUCGGUUCACCCCCAGGCCAGAAAGGAUCAUGUGGAUGACCAGGAGGGUGGGCAGUUUGAGGUCAGAGAUGAAGAGGAGACGGAACCAUCUGAGGAACAUUCCCCAGAGACUGCGGAGCCAUCCACAGACAUAACGACCACGGAGCUGACGUCUGAAGAAGCAUCUCCUGUCGAGGCACCAGAGCGAGGACUGCCACCAGCACGCCUGGAAAUGCCAGAACCAGCAGUGACAUGUGACAAAAACACCUGCAUUGUUUAUGAAAGCCAUGUCUAAUCUUAACUCCGAAAAGCUAUGCAUAUCCAGAAAAUCAGGGGCUGCUCCUUGUAAUACAAAUGUAGUAUGCACUUGCCGCUAAGCCUUACCAGGAGACUCUCAUCCCUUAGGUUGGAGUGAUGCCCCGUGACAGGGAAGACACCUGCAUGGAGUUCAUGGGACUAGACUCACCCCAGUGGGAACAGACGUGAGAAGUGCUGGGGUCCAGAACUGAUCCGAGGGGGCAGAGGUUUGUCCUUGGGAUCUGAAUCGUAGAGGCCAUUCUCUGCCAAAUCCCUUAAUUAGGGAUUCCCUUUUGGCCAAGAGUACACCAUUGUAAGAUGUUCUGAGUUCAGGAGCCAUGUCCAAUGCAUACUGCAUUGCUUUUCUUUCGGUAAUUAUAAGUCUGCCACAGUAGCGAUUGCUCCUACAUGGGUUUGUUGCACUUUCUUCUCAGUUUGAAUUAUUUUCACGGUUCUUCUAUAAUGGAGUAGUUGUUAUUAUAUUAAUGUUAAUUGCUCUUUCUGCUGGAGACUUCUGUGUCACCUUUAUCCUUGUUUUUUUUUUUCUUAGUGUGUUUACCUCAGAGUCUUGGGUGUCAGUCACUGACAUGGCUGCCCUGUGUCAUUUGUAACGCCCCAAAGUAGUUACGCCCUACUCUUUCUCCUAAUUUCCUCUUUAAAAAAAAAAAAAAUACCUUCACACCUCUAUUCAUACUCAUUUUGUUUCCGAUGAAGCUGCUAUUCUGAAACUGAGAAAAACUUUGCCCCCCCAAGUAGCACUUUAACAGUCAAAUUUACCUGUCCAGUUCUGAGAGCAGCUUAGGUGAGCUCAGCUUGAGGUGAGGAGCAAGAUUGUAAAUGCUUAGAUAAACCCACAGCACUCCAGAGAAUGGCGUGUCAGAGAAUGGCUUACACGCAAGUGCCCUCAGAACAUCCCCAGAUGCUUGUCACCACCCCAGCCCCAUCAGAGGAAAUGGCCUUGGACGGGCCCCGUUCUUACCAGAAACGUCAGCAUUUUCAUUUGAUGGUGACCCCUCAAAGCUCACUUAGAAUUUUGUGGAAAGUCUUCAAACUGUCAUAACCCCUAAGUCAAUGGGAACCUAGAGAGGAAAGAAAAAAAAUCUUUAAAGCAGUUGUGGAAAAAAAAAAAAGCAAAAAAAAAUUUACUAUUGGGUUCUUUCUCUGAAUAUGAUGCCAUCUAAAAAGAACAGCAUUCUGAGUUCAUACCAGUUCACCCUCUCUUGCAGAGAGGGAAACCAAAGUCCAGAUUUGCUAAAAAGAAGGCAGGGUCUUCACCUGGAAGAUUUAUUGCUUGCUAAGGCAGAGGCAUUUGGCUGUAUCUCUCCUGUAGAUACAGCAUGUCUGCUACCCAGAAGGCCUUACAGGGCCGAUAGUGUGCAGCUCAGCUCAGCACUAGAUUUAGGGCAGCAUCUCCGUGAAGGGUACAACCAGGUCCCCUUUAGACUGCAUACUCAAUGUGUUGAUCAUUGAGAGGGAGCUUGCGAAAUUAAGAUAAUGACACACAGGAUUUUAUCCUGAAAUGAUUGAAUUCUUUGGCCACCAUGUAGUGCAUAAGGCAGCUUGAUAUCAGAGAACAAAGACAAUCCAGCCAAGCAUCCAACCCAAGCAAUCCAACCCAAGAAUUGGGUUAAUUCUUGACUGUGCCGAGCACUUCUGGACCUUGGUUGCCCUCUCUGCAAAAGAGGUGAACUGGUAUGAACUCAAAAGGCUGUUCUUUUUUUUGAUGGCAUUAUAUUCAGAGAAAGAACCCAAUAUUAAAACUUUUUUUUUCACAGUUAUUUUAAAGAUUUUUUUUCCUUUCCUCUCUGGGUUCCCGUGCCAUUUUAAUGCUGUUAGUUACUCAAACGAAAGGAACACGGCAUUUUCAACAAGUUCUCGAAAUUUUCCCCUCCAAAAAAUAGAUUUUGCGCCCCACUUCUACAGUUUAGAUUUAAUCUUGCUAAGAGCGAUGAGUGCUGUUGUUUUUAUUCUCAGACACAAACAGGGGAGACUGAAACCUUACAGACUGUAUCAGAGCCGAGACCAUCUCAAGUGUGAUGAGUGUCACAGGCUUGUGAUGUCAGAGGCUGCCUGGGUUAUCAGAGCAGCCCCAGAUGCUUGUCACUACCCCAGCCCCAUCAGAGGAAAUGGCCUUGGACAGCCCCAUUCUUACCAGGAACUUGUUCAUUUUCAUGUGAUUGUGAAUAGAAUAUGCAGAUGACGCCUCGAAGCUCAUUUAGAAUUUUGUGGAAAGUUUUCAAACUAUAAUAACCCCUAAGUCAAUGGGAACAGCUUGUGGGGUACAUACUUUUACAACGGGGGCAUCCGAGGGUAGCAGAGUUGGUGCUACAAGUGACCAUGACAGGACUGUGGACAGUUCAUGCGCAAAGCCUUUUGACAGCAUUUGGAGUUUGACAGGAUUUCCCUUUAAGAGGGAUUCCUUAUUGACUCCUAGUGAAAAGUCUUAAAGGUCACCUAAAGAAACCUGUAGCCUGCUCCCAUAAGGAGCCAGAGCUUCUUUGGAGGCUGUCUAGAUGGGGAUCUUAUACAGCCACAUUGAAGGAAAGUUUUAUCCCCAGCUCUUAUAAUAUACACAUUUCGUGAUUGUCAUGGAGACGCACAAAUGCCUAUUUUGGACAUAUGUACCCAGAGCAGCAGCAGGGACUGACUGGUAAAUGUCCUGUGAUGGUAUGUGAACUCUGUUCUACCCAGUUCUCAUUCCAUCCAAGCCCGCGUGCAGACUUCCCCAUGGAAAUUGGAAGCCAAGGUAUCCAUGCCAUGUAAAUACUGGUUAAGGACUAUAAACUUAAGUAGGCAGAUUUUUCUUUGGCAUAAGAGCUGAAAUAUAUGACCAAAGAAUAUUUCCAGAUUGAUUUUGAUUCUUUGGACUGAAGUGGGGUAGGGAGUAAGUGGAUGAUUUUGAAAUCUCCCUCUUUAAGGUAUCAAAUGUUCUCGGCAUAACAAUAUCCAACCAUAAAGGGAACUUGGCUUGAUAUGGAAUUUGUCCAUCCAGAAAUUUUAUGCUCUUGCUGCCCCUCCACAGAGCAGCCUCUUACUAGGAUAUGAAAUAUGGAAACCUCAUCUCAUAACACUUGGCUGAUAGUUUCCCAGAAAAAAAUGAACCAUUCAGGUUCCUAGAAUCAUUUGUGGAGUCCCGUUGGGCAAACAUGCACACACGCUUGUGCACAAUAGACUCAUUUGGGCAGCUUUAAAAGCUCAACACUCAGACCCAACCUAUGUAUGUCCUCUGGGUCUUCUAUAGUCAUUCUUUAAAAAAUAAAAAUCAAACCAUUUCUGGUUUCUGAGUCAUCCUGGUCAUACCUCUAGCAAUUUUUUUCUUGAAAUUCUGAAAAUGAUUCACGUACAUAUGCAUAUUUAAUUCUCUUAGAUGAUCUAUAAACUUGGAUGGUAUUUAUUCUAAAUGGGAAAAAAUACCCAAAAUUUUAUAUUGGAAAAAAAUCUAUGUAAUUUAUAAUGUUUUGUUUUAUAUAUUUAUAUUUUCAUAUCUUUAGGGCACAUCUGUUGUUCUCAUCUUUUUGUACAUCACAGUUGGCAAAAAGAAAUGCUAAUACUUGACUAAACUCUCUAGGAACCAAAUGUGAUCCAUGUGAUACAUAAUGUAUGUAACUUGCUCUAGAACUCUCUGAAUGUCCUCACCCAUGCCAAGCAUUGUUGUGUCAUGUCAUUACGGCCAGAAUGUCUGGGGUGCUCUUGAACAUUACUUUCUCACGAGGAAGAUGGAAAGGCCUGAUGUCCCACACAAUGGAUUUGGGGAUCUCUUUCCCUCCCUUAUCUUACUUGUUUUCUUCCUUAACUGGACACGUCCUGCUGAAGGGCAGGUGGGAGAUGAUGAGAAAGCACCAGGAAUGAAUCUCACGAUGGUUGGGUAAACCACGUUAACAGACUGAGGACAUGUGUUGAGUCCCAUGCCUGGGUUGUCAUUCACUGGUGAUGUAGCAUCUGCUUAGCUCUGUUGCACACACAGCGUAGGGCAUGAAGAAUGCUUGCAUGUUUGGGUAGGUACUGUGGAUCCUUAGUGCGGCCACUGUUAGUGACUGUGGGGACACCCAUUGGGCACUGGAAGAAAUGUCUUAGCAAAACAAGUCAGUUAUCUUUUCUUACAUGGUUUGAAGGAGGAGGCUUAUUCUGUGUUGGAACCUAUAAAUGGCAGUCCCAGUACUUAACUGGGGAUUUCCGUGUUUUCAUUUGGUAAGAAAUGGAGCAUUAAAGUCUAGUUCAAACGCUUUU
This is a messenger RNA of Microtus ochrogaster (prairie vole), 5864 nucleotides long. RefSeq names its product microfibril associated protein 3 like (gene Mfap3l). The record is from RefSeq and is a predicted model, not a curated record. NCBI's taxonomy places the organism in Eukaryota, Metazoa, Chordata, Mammalia, Rodentia, Cricetidae.